Messenger RNA from Drosophila kikkawai, 1221 nucleotides. RefSeq lists its product as uncharacterized. The record is from RefSeq and is a predicted model, not a curated record. Lineage: Eukaryota; Metazoa; Arthropoda; Insecta; Diptera; Drosophilidae.
GCGCUCAAGGGUGGGAGCCAACAAAGUGGUUUCACUCCUCCAACUGAGAUGAAGUACCUUUUCAUAGCGAUUGCCUGGAUUGGCAGCCAGUCCUUUUCCAGUGCCCUGGUGCACUUUAAGACAAUGGAAAAGGGCACAAAAGGCUGUUUGAUCAAUGGCAAGGAUGUGGCUGUGGGAGAGUAUGUUCAGGAUGAAAACAGUUGCGGAGCAUAUACAUGCCAGAAUGAGGAUGGAGACACCUUUAUCCACUACUGCCAGAUACCAGCGACCUUUGCGGAAUGUCCCGAUACCGCUGUUGUAACAACAUUAGAUUUUCCACAAUGCUGCUGGACCUGCGCCGCUUGGGGGAAAUGUGCAGGCGGUGGGGGUGUCGGAGGCGGUGAUACAGGUGCAGCUACUGCAACUGAUGCUGGAGGUGCGGGUGGGGCUGAAGCUGCUGGUGGUGCUGAAGGUGCUGAAGCGGCUGGUGGUGCUGAAGCUGCUGGUGGUGCUGAAGGUGCUGGCGAUGCGGAAACUCCUCCAGCUAAACUUAAAUAGAUUCUCUUGUUAUGAUUAUCAUUUAUUAUCAUCAUUUAUUUAUCAUCCGAACAAAUGUAAGGUCUAAAUUCAAAAUCACAUAUACAGGUGUCAUAUAUCUAUUCCUAUUCAGAAUAGUAAUAGGCAUAGCAAUAGCAUUUAGUUAAGCGUGACUGUAUUAGGGAAACUUGUUUUGCGUGAGUAUGCAAUUAAUGCACUUCAACCGUUUAAUCCAUCAAUCAUAAUUUUAUUUAGUUAAUGAGAAUUUUUUUUCUCGCCGGUUCGCAGGUCUGUCUGUCUGUCAGUGAUGGCAAAUGAAAAUGUCACAAAAUCUAAGCCUAGUCAUGGGGAUUGAGUACAGAAAUGGAAUGGGCUGGGUUGGGUCUUGGUCUCUAUUGGAAUGCAAUGCGAAAGUGCAGAGCCCCUUUCAUAUAAUCAUGUAACCGUACAGACUGUGGUCGAUUCCAAAGAAAAUUCCUGGAGGAAACUCAACCCUGGUGGCUCCAAUAACUCAUUGAUACUUCCGGAGCAAAACGACAAAAUUAUAUUUAACAUAAAAAAAAAAAAACAACAAAUUCCAACACAAAUGGUUCCCACCAACAUUCUUCAACUUACGCAAAUGAUAUAGUCGAAUGUAAAUCAGAAAUGUGUGCACGGCAAAAAAAUUGUAGAAAAUAAAUGGAUAUUUCUGGUACAAGGGGAAAA